CAUUCAGUGAUUUUUUGAAAUACCUUUGUGAAACAUAAUUGGAAAGAUCAUGAAAAUCGUGCUUAUUACUGCAUGCUUGCUGGCAGUGCUGCAGCAUGCCUUGACUUUGGUAUGUCCUACAACACCCAGCUAUACACAAAAAUUAAAAAAAAUGUGUGUCGGCGAUGACAUUAAAGUCUUGUGGCCAGACUAUACAGAUGUAACGCGUUACUAUAGAUGCCAGGGCGCAGAAAAUCCCAUUCUAGAAAGCUGUUUUCCCAAUACCGUCUUCAAUUUCUAUGAACAAAAAUGUGCUAGAUGUGAUAAAUAUAUACCAGCACCUGAAUGUGAUAAAGUCUCAACUAUAAAAAACAACUGUGAAAAGUUUACGCCUGCUGCAAUAGUGCCACCGGAAACAAAUGAUCCUUUUUGUGAACUGCCAGUGUAUAAAACUACAUUUAGACCGAAAUGUGUCGGCAAUGAUGUUAACAUAUCUUGGCCGAAUUACGACAAUGUAGCUGAAUACUACUGGUGUAAGGGUCUCUAUAAUCCCCAGAUAAGAAAAUGUGCUAAAGGUACAUAUUUCAACUUUUAUUCCCAAUCUUGUACUGAUUGUGAAUCGUAUGUUGCGGCUCCUGCCUGUGAAAAAUUGCCUUUCGAUAAGACAAAUAAAUGCGUAGCAAUUGGCACUUUACCAAAACUGUCAUCGGCUGCAACCCAAACUAGUACUUGUCUAGACUUAAUGAACUUUUCUAAAAAGUUCACACCUACUUGUGCAGGCAGUGAUGCUGAUAUCCUUUGGCCAAACUAUGAGAAUUUCAAACAAUACUACUUGUGUUUGGGCGUUGGAAAUCCGCAACUAGAAGAUUGUCCCUAUAACUCCUAUUUCAGUUUUCCCCUACAGAGGUGUACGAGAUGUGAUGAUUUCAUCCCUCCUCCAGAAUGUAGUUUGUUGCCAACAAAAUCAGGUAAACCUACUUGCACCACCAUACCACCAACCAAAGUACCCGCAGAACCGCUUCCACCAGUAUGUCAGCCUGCUUUGGAAACGUCUUACACAACAAAGUAUGAGCCAACAUGUGUUGGUAAAGAUCUUUACAUACUAUGGCCAAAUUAUGAAAGCCCCCUAAAAUAUUACAUGUGCAAAGGUCAAUACAAUGCUGUAUUAAUGUCUUGCCCGGCAAAUACUUAUUUUAAUUAUUAUGAACAAACAUGUACUUCAUGUGAAGAGUUUGUGGCUGCUCCGCCAUGUGAAAAAUUAAAACCACAAAAUACUCCCAAGUGUGUAAAGAUUUAAUAAAAGUAAUGAAUACCAA
Molecule: messenger RNA, 1295 nt
Organism: Calliphora vicina (urban bluebottle blowfly)
Lineage: Eukaryota; Metazoa; Arthropoda; Insecta; Diptera; Calliphoridae
Exons: 2
Coding region: 50-1276 (408 amino acids)
Cellular component (GO): extracellular region
Molecular function (GO): chitin binding
Source: RefSeq, a predicted model, not a curated record